Messenger RNA from Cornus florida, 1442 nucleotides. RefSeq names its product disease resistance protein RPV1-like. Bases 47 to 1402 code for a protein of 451 amino acids. Lineage: Eukaryota; Viridiplantae; Streptophyta; Magnoliopsida; Cornales; Cornaceae. The record is from RefSeq and is a predicted model, not a curated record. The transcript is spliced from 2 exons.
UCUGAGUUACUGCAAAAAUUUGAAGAAGACGCCUAAUUUGUCUGUGAUGCCAUGUCUGGAGAUACUGAUUUUUAUGGGUUGUACAAGUCUGGCUGAGGUUCAUCCGUCCAUUGAAUUUCACGAGAGGCUUGUUGAGUUAAAUUUUAUGGGUUGUACAAAUUUGAAGAGUCUCGCAACAAGAAUUCAUUUGAAAUCUCUCCAAUUGAUCAAUCUUAGUUUGUGUUCAAAACUUGAGAAGUUUCCAGAAAUUCAAGGAGAUAUGGAAUGUUUAGGGUGGCUUAACUUAAGUGAUACUGCAAUAAUAGAAUUACCUCCAUCAGUAGUAGCUAAACAUCUCAAAGGGCUUUGCUCAUUAUAUAUGGGAAAGUGCAAAAUGCUUGAAAGAUUGGCCGACAAUAUACCUCAAUCAGUUGAAUAUCUCAAAGGGCUUGGGAGUUUGCCAAGCAAUAUUGGUGAAAUGAAGUUUUUGCUGAGUCUUUCAUUGAGUGGAAGUGGUACAAAAAAGUUACUAUCAUCCUUUGCACAGUUGAGUCACCUUGAAGAAUUGUUGUGUGAUAACUGCAAUUUAGAUGAAGAAUCCAUUCUCAAUCUUCCAGCAAGCUUAAGCUAUUUAGAUCUAAGGAGGAACAAAUUUGCUAGCUUACCAGCAAGCUUCACACAACUUACAAAGCUUAAAAGUCUUUAUUUGUAUGGUUGCUUAAGCCUCCAAAAAUUGGACUCGCUUCCAUCAUCUAUGUGGUUUGUUUCUGCAGAAGAUUGCUCAUCAUUAGAACGGUAUUCGAUUCCAAAACGUGGUGAAUUCAUUUCAUUGGAUUUUGUUGAGUGCCACAAAUUGGUUGUGAAUGAUGGUAACAAGAAGCCAAAUAUAUACAAUUCAGAAAGUGAACUUCAGGGAAUUCGUAAAAUCGUUGUUCCAGGAAGUGAGAUUCCAAGUUGGUUCAGCCAUACAUAUCAGAGUGGUAGUGAGGAAGGCAUGACUACUCCGGUGGUGUGUUUGAUCAUGGAUCCAAAUUCUUUCCAUUACCUCAAAGGAGUUUAUGUUUGCGCCGUUUUCGGAAGCAAUCAACAAUAUUUUGAAGAAGAUGAUUGUUAUAUUUCUCUCCGAAUUAAUGGUAAAAGUGAAAGAGUUGAUAUAGUUAAUUGGGUAUUCGGAAUCAGCUCAGAUCACAUGAUGUUGUUUCAUAUAUCAUGUGACGAAUUUUCUUUUGAAGAAGAUCGGAAAUGCAAUUAUGAUGGGUGUUACAUUCCAGUUUCAAUUAAUGAACUAUUGAAUGUGAAAAAGUGGGGUAUUCAUCUAGAGAUGGACGCUGCACAACAUAUCGGAUUCAGAGGUCCACACUCUCUCUCCCCCAAGUGGGCAUUCGAAAAAGAUGAAGACGAGGAUGAAGACGAAGAAGAUUGAGAUAAUGAUGAAUGAUUAACCUUAAACAACAUUCAGGAUU